Molecule: messenger RNA, 6667 nt
Organism: Porites lobata
Lineage: Eukaryota; Metazoa; Cnidaria; Anthozoa; Scleractinia; Poritidae
Source: the annotation of a GenBank genome assembly
AUUUUUAAUUAUAACCGUGGACCACGAUGGGGAGUCCAUCUAUGGAUGACACUGCCACGGCAAUUCUUUGCACGGUUUGUGAAACGCGAUGGUCGCUUCACCACGCCGCUCGUCACUCACGGUGGAAACGUGCGCUUUAAAGCGUGGAACUACCUAGGCGCAACCUAUGAUGGAAAUACAGGUAUGGCGACUCUGUGGGUGAACAACCGACCCGUAGUUCGGACCAACAUCGGGAGGUUACGCCUGGCUACGAAUCGCCCAGUACGAAUGGGUGCAAAGAUCGGUGAUCGGCGUUACUUCCGAGGCAGAGUGUCUUGUGUUCAGGUGUACAGUGUGGCACUGAAUCGGAAGCAGAUAAUCGAUGCUUCCAAGAGAUGUUUUAAAAGUAAGUAAACACAACUUUUGUAAGCUGUUAGUAUCUAAAAGUGGAAUUUCACACAGUAAUUUUCUUUUACACAACGUAUUCUGUCACUCUUUUCACUGAAUGCAGGAAGGAGCUAAAGCAUUCCUUGUGAGGCUAAAAUAAUGGUUUCUCCUUUUUUUUCUUUCCUUUUUUUUGGUUGACAGGAAAACCACCUCCAGCACCUCCUUCACCAGGUAUGAUAAUUAUAAUAAGUGUCGAUAAGUUAGUGUUAGUCAGCUAUCGAUACACUCUUUUGAAAGCUUUAUGUUUGCUAGAAUUAGGAUAAUUAAUCGUUGUGAAGAAGUGGGGACAUCGGAACUGUCUGUGAUAACUAAGAACAAAGCAUUUCAGCCAAUUACAAUACAGUUGCCUGUCGUAGUGGUAAAUAAUUUCGCUUCUGUUUCCUUAAAUUCUCUUUGUUUUCCAAGAGUAUUCAGUCAACUCUUUCAAUACCUUCAUUAGACAGACACCUCAAGUUGGUCCUAGUUGUACUUUAUUUAGUUUUGUAGUAUUUAAUAGAGUAGUGCCGUUAUAGCUGCCCUUAAGCCUACGCCAUAUUUGCGAUCUCCAAACGUUAAAAAAGAAGUUGCCAAUAGUUUUGCAAAAAGACUCAACUGCAGGUUUCGAAAAAUCGAAACAGUUCACAGUUCUUUAGUCCUAAAUACGUAGAACUAGUGCUGCUGACUGUCACCCGGCUAGGUGACAAGCACUGCCUCUUCUCUCUUAUACGACCAUUGUGGAACGUAAAGACCCCUUACGGACCUAACCCUCUGUGGCAUUGACAAUCUCUAGUGUGCAGCUGUCAUGGGUUGUGGGCAUGGGUGGGGAGGGCACUUCACAUGGUAUCAAGGAGUCCUGAUUUACCGAUCUUCAUUGGGCUAGUCUGUGUCUAGUCUAAGACAGAUAUGAUAAAGUGUGAUUACUGUAACCUGCCUGGGGUUUAAUUGCUGAGAAACAGUUUGAAUUGUUAGUUAAAGAUUAGUUUCCUUUUUUGUCAUUCAAUUCCAGUCUGCAAAACUGUGGUAGACCUCGGCUUCCUGAUCGAUGGUUCUGGAAGCAUUGAAUACCGCGGCCGGGGCAACUUUCGGCUAAUGCUUGAUUUUAUCAAGUCUAUCGUCGUCACACUACCGAUAUCCAGGACCCAAUCACGCGUUGGUGCUGUUCUGUUCUCCACGAGGCCCAUACCGCUGUUUAGGUUUGGUCAGUUGAACACGUUCACCCACAUCAAGCAAGUCAUUGACAACAUCCGCUACCCACGCGGCAGCACAUACAUUGGCAAGGCGUUAGCUCUCACAAGGAGAUACCUGUUCAGCGGACGUAGACGCCGUAACAGCAAGCGUAUUCUUGUCAUGCUUACAGACGGAAUAUCUCAAGAUCCCGUGUCCAGGCAGGCAGCGUUACUAAAGGCACAAGGCGUGGAGGUUUUUGUUGUUGGUAUCGGAAAAGCGCUGAAGAGACGCCAGCUGCUACAAAUCGCAACCGAUAGGCAACACUUUUCUGUUGCAUCAUUCAGAGGACUGGCUACAUUAUCGAAUGCCAUAAGAUCUAAAAUCUGUCAGAUUAUCACUCCACCAGGUUUGUGCAUAGGGUCAUUAAUAAGAAAAAACAGCUGCUAUUAUAGUUGUUCGCGGUUUCGAGAUAAACAUGAGGGGAACGGAUAAUACUGAAUCGCAUUAACCUGAUUACCUCGUUUCCGUGCCUUUUUAAACAAUAGAUUAUUUAACCGCGGGCUCAACUGUUUUGGUCAAACAGCUGUCCUGAGACAACACCACCAAGUAAUGUUUGUAACGUCAUGUGCGAAAUGUUAAAUACCACGGGCACUAACCAAUUUACUCAAGCCAUCCGGUUGGAAAUCUCGGACCAGAAUCCUUCGGGUUUUUUCUUUCUUGUGCAAAUUAACGCCUUUGUUAUUUAAACCUCGCUGGGAUUACCAAAUUUAAAUGUGAAAGGAAAAGCGAAAAGAAUUCUGGUCGUAGUAGUAAAAUAACGCCAUCUUGCAAAUGGCUUUGCGGGGAAGGUCCCCUUACAAAGUCUAUCCAAAUCAGCUGGCGAAACAAAAGAAAAAUUGCAUCACCUCAAAUCACUGCUCAUAUCUUUAAAAGCUCCCGAAAGGAAAUGGCUCGAACCAUUUGCUUUUCCGACCGGAAUUCCCAGUUUCCCUAUUUAAAUGGUAACGCCCUAGUACCCAAAGGUGUUCCAGAGUUUCCUGUAGUAUUCGUUAUUUUAGUACGUGUGCCUCUUUGUUACAAACUUCCCAUCCCUGGAAAACGCCUGUUAUUUUAAUAUUGUCACCCAAAAGCCAGAAAAACGUCUUGAAAAUUGUUCUUUUAAACUACCUCUGCGAUCCCAUAAUUCAGUGAAUUGGGCAGUGGAUGCGGUGGAAGAAAAGAAGCUUUUCAUUUUUUUUUUUUUUUUUUUGGAAGCGGGGGCCAUCAUAACAAUUUUAUUUAAAUAUUAAAAACGAAUGUUCCGGGCCCUAAAAUUUCAUAUUUACCUCACAAAAAAAAACCCUGGCUUUCUCUCACUAGCAGGAGAUUUCGGAGCCCUCCUAUGGCCAAGCUUUCCGUCUUUGACGAUCAUGGCUGGUAAUAAGGGUGCGCGAAAAUGAUAACCGCAAUGACAUACUUUUAACGUAAUAAAAUUUUCUUAUGUUCCCUUUUCUUAGUUUCUCCGGUUCCACCUAAGCCAACAAGAGGUGAGUUAUGGAUGAAUCCUCCAGAACCCUUUUUCGUUGAUAUAGCGUCCUACAAAUCCUUGAUACCAAUUCUUCAUCCGUAAUGUUUGAUAAAGGAGAGACUUAUUCAUCUGUGAAUCUAGUUAAGGGGAAUGACAGAAAUGAACAAAUGUAUCGUAAAGUGUAAUUGUAACUGAAAUCAAGAUAAGUAUCUUCAGUAUAAAUUAUAGGUGAAUCUGUACUCUUGCCUCUAUUCUAACAAGAGUUCUGUCAUUUGCAGCUCCCCUUCCAAGAACACUCGCGGUAUAUGCAUUGGACGGAGUACGUCGAGGAAAGGACAUAAGCAGAAACAGAAACCCCAAGGCAAUUCUAAUCGGCGUUCGCCCUGCUCCAGGUCCGGACGGACGGCGAGAUGGGUCUUUACGAUUCUACGGGCGACGAAACAGCUAUGUGGAAAUACCAAACACGGGAAGGUUGGACGCCAGAUACUCUAUAACCAUUCUUGUUUGGGUAUUUCAUGAGGGAGUCGCAGGUCCUAUCUUCAAUUAUAACCCACGGGGAUUCGGUGUCCAUUUAUGGAUGACGGGACGGCGAGAGCUUUUCGUGCGCUUCGUGAGACGCUCGCGCCAGUUCACAACAGCAAUUAAAAGUCGACGUAUCAAGUACAAGGCAUGGAACUACGUUGGUGCAACGUAUGACGAAAGGACAGGCAGAGCAACACUGUUUAUAAACUCGAGAGCAGUUGCGUACAGAAGGAUCGGCCGCAUCCAGUUGUCUACAAACUACCGUAUAAGGCUUGGAGCGCGGAUUGGCGAUAGGAGAUAUUUCCGUGGAAGACUCUUUUGUGCACAAAUCUACAGUGUCGCUCUAAGCCGGAAACAGGUCGACGAAGCAAAGCGAAAGUGCUUUUUGCCAAGUUAGUACCAACCUAUUUUCCAUUUCUAAUCUUUAUUUCCUGGCUAUGUUCAUUUUCCAGUAAAAGUGUUGACAUAAACGGCACGGCUUUGUAUUCGUAGCAUUUUUAAUUAGUUCCGAGUACUCGCUGUAGCAUGAUUUGCAAGGCCUAGGUUUCACGAUGAUUGCCGAUUUAUUCGACAACGACAGACAAACACAUUUCUCUCAUCCAUAAACAGUCAAUCAAUCUAUGGCAGACAAGGAAGGAGAAAGGGGUAAAGUGAGUCGAGCGACAUAAUUAAGGCGAAAAUGAUGCAAAGUUUAAAGUUAGGAUGGUUUUAAAUUGGAAAAUACGCUCUUUCUUCCAGUUCCACCACCGCCGCCAUCGCCACCUGCGCCACACCCAAAACCACCACCACGAGGUAAGAAUACUUUUACUCCCUAUAGCUACUUCAGAGACUCUAGGGAAAAUGGGUACAAGCUUUGGGUGGUCAAGCGUUAGUUAUGAUUGGUCAUAAGUAACGCUAGUCCAACCACACGCUCCCAGAAAUCGUUGCGCCUAAAGCUUGUACCUAUUACCUAUAUAGUUUCUGGAUUGGGGAAUUUAGCACCAUUCUUUUAUAGCCGUUUUGGCAAAAUAUUAUGAUAGAUAAUCAGCACUGUCAAUUAUCUGAAUUAUUUGUUUUCUCCCUUUAAAUGCUUAGUUUGCAGAGCUCGUAUUGAUCUUGGCUUCCUAGUGGACUCAUCACCUGGCAGAUUCAGCCCCCGUGUGAUUCGACAGUACAUCAAGGAGACAAUCAGACGAUUUGAAGUUUCAAGGACAAAAGUACGAGUCGGCAUUGUGCUGUUCACGUCCAGACCCACUUUAAUGAUGAGUUUUGCAAGAACUGACGCGCGAGCACAAAUCUACAGUGCUGUGGACCGGCUGCAGCUUAGAAGGCGAGGUGGAAGGUAUCUCGGGAGAGCCCUGACAUACACCAGACGCUACCUGUUCCGAGGCAAGCCGCGCUGUGGGCGAAGAAGAGUACUUAUUGUCUUGACAAGCGGAACCUCUCGCGAUAGAAUAAUGCGCCCCGCAAGGCGCUUGCAUGCAUCUGGUGUUGAAAUAUACGCCAUUGGUAUCGGCAGUGUGGGAAGAAGAUUUCUGCUGCAGAUUGCAACAGGGUCUAGACACGUGUUUAAUGUCGGCGCAAGGAGACUGGUGUCAAUUACGCGGAUUGUUAAGGACAGAAUUUGUAGUUCACCAGGUAUUAUACUACUGAAAGGAGCGAGCGCUAAGUCAAAUACAGUAAAUACCCGCAUAUAAGAACCUAGAUUUAAGAACCUGUUAGGCUAAGAUUGUCCAUUUAGACCCCUUUUACAUAGGAACCUAUUUUAACCUACAAUUUUGAAGCAGGUUCCUAUUUUGAGAAAUUCAGUCAAACCCUGAAUAUACAAAUUUGAUAGAACAAGCUCAACUAGUUAGUAAAAUGAAAACAAAGCCCUCGCAAUGAGACAAAUGACAUGUAGAUCUAUAUAUCCUUGCACUUGCAUGCCCACAUAGACCCACGUAAUAAUUGCCUCUUUUAAUUGAUAAUACCAUUACCAAUACCAUAUGGCAACAGAACACAAGUGUUAUGCAUAUUAUGCAUUGAAUACCAAAAAUAGGCCCAAGUAGACAACACCCACCAAUGACAAACUCCUUAUUUAUUUUUAAGAAUAAGAACCUGUUUGAGAACCCGAGUAGCCUCAUUUUCCAGUUCGCACCAUUUUUAUAAGAACCUUCUUAGCCUAGCUUAGGAAAACUUAGGUUCUCUUACGCGGGUUUUCACUGUACAUGAGACAGUGUGCGCAAAGUACAUCUUUUAACAUUAUAGGUAUUUCUUACACUGUAGUCCCCUUGUGACGUGAAAUUCUUACGCCGGCUACCGAUUUUAAUUUUGCACAAACUGAGAAAAGCACUUCUGGAAGUAGAAGUUUUAGGAUCCUUUUUUCUUCACUUAAGAACGUUCUCCCUACGUAAUCAUCUGAAAUUACUCCUCAUUCUAAACGUGUUAAGAAAUGAUUAUCAUGUGAAUAGUCUAGUAUUUCUCUAACCUAGUAUUUUUAAAACGAGUGCCAAAAGUACCUAGCAAUCGAUUAAAUAGCAUAAAACAAAUCAUUCAAUUUAAAGAAACCCAGGUUUAAAAAACAGUCUUUAACAGGGGUAUCCUUUUAUCUUUUUUCCAGUAAUUAUUUCCGGAGGAGCGGUUGCUGUGUACCCAUUUACAAGUGCGUCUCGUGGAAGUGACGUCAGCAAGUUUAGGAACCCAACAGCUCGGCUUGUUGGUCUUUCCCUUAUUCAAGGGCCCGAUAGACAUCCUCAGGGAGCUUACUUUUUCCCUGGGAUAAAAGGGCGAAGAGGAAGACCCAGUUAUGCUUUAAUCCCUAACAACGGUUGUCUUGAUACUCGAUACUCCAUAACUAUUAUUGCCUGGGUGUACCCGGAAAAGCCCGGUCCCAUAUUGCAUUACAAUCCCAAUGGAUGGGGAGUUCACUUUUGGUUAACUCGCCCGAACGAACUUUAUUUUCGUUUAAUGCCAAGACAAGGCUCGCGAAGGAGAGUAAAACCGCUCACUAGUAAAGGUAUUAAGCCGUACACUUGGAACUAUGUCAGUGCCACGUACGAUCAUCGCACAGGACUUGCCACUCUCUGGGUGAAUGGCCUCCCUGUCUCU